CUUUGGAAGAGUACAGUACAACAGAGUUGGUAGACACAUUCCCCGCCCACGGUCUACCUGUCAUUUUAUCCAGCCUCUGCCUUCCAUCAAGUGACUCCAAUGAGUGAUUCAGCCAGGACAGGUUCAGGAUGGAUGGCUCAUCACUCUGGUGGCCAUGACCCUCCCCGCUGCAGGGAUUGCGCCUGGAUGGGGAUUCUCUUCACAGCCUCAGUCCUGUGCGCCUGGCUACCCACAGCGUCCCUGCAAGUGACCCUGGUGUCCAUCCCACCGCAGCCUGCUGAGGACCAGGAUGUUACUCUGUCGGUCCGGGGAGCUCCCAGGACAACGGGGAGGUUCCACUGGUACCGUGGCAGGGUUCUCCCGGCCACCCAAAUCCUCGUCUAUGAUAUUGCAACACAAAAGGGCAUCCCAGGGCCCGCUCAUACCGGCCGGGAGGUGGGGUUGGCCGACGGUUCCCUCCAGAUCCGGGAAGUCAGGGAGGACGACGCUGGCCAGUACACCGUACAGGUCUUCAGCCUUCCGGCCGGCAGCCCACCACUCACCGGGACUGUUGAUUUACAACUUUCUGUUUCAGGGCUCCGGAUCGUGCCAGUUCCCCGGCAUCCCAGGGUCGGGGGGGACGUCACCCUGUCUCUCCAAGGCCUUUCGGGGCUGCCCAAGAGCUACACAUGGUACCGUGGGGCAGCGGGAGGCCCCCAUCGCAUCCUCCGCUACAACACCCAUGGUGUUGCCCCCGAGUGGUUUCCGGGCCAGGCCCACAGCGGGAGAGAGACUGGCACCGUGAAUGGCUCGUUGCUCCUCCAAGCCGUCAGCCCUGAGGACUCCGGGCGCUACAUUGUGCAUGUGGUCACCACGCGCGGGCAAGAGGAGGCUUCCAUCACCAUCGAAGUCUCUCUGAGGCCCACGACCACCCCAGCGGAGAAGGCCCCAGUUCCCUCUCCUGCAGCUUCCAGAGGGAUUAUCGCCGCCAUGGUGGUGGGAAUCCUGGUGGGGACCUCACUGCUCGGGGUGCUGGGGUAUUGGCUUCUCCACGUCCGCCGCAGAUCCAGAGGUCCACCUAGGUUAGAGGAGAGAAUCAGCAGCGGAGGGAAGAUGUCGGCUCUGCAAAACAGAGAUCAAGGAAAUGCAUAUGAAGACCUGGACUUGACUUGGAAAAAGGCUACGGACCCCAGGGGGACGACAGUGCCUAACUACCCGGAGAAACCGAUGGGGCCUGUGCCCAUCUAUGAGGACUUGCAGGUGGGAAACGCCAACAUUUACUCUGAACUUCAACUGCCGGCCUAGGCUGGGGCACCGAAGCCGGGCGAGGGACUGCGGCCCCCGAGGCUGGGAGGGCGAGGAUUAGGCCUCCCACGGGCCCGUGGGGAAUCCGGGGCCGGGCCCGUGGGGAAUCCGGGGCCAAGCCCGCGGCCUCAGAGUUGGAAGAGAAGUCGUGGCCGCCGCUCCCGCCCGCGUGCAAAUUCUGCAGACCACUGGGAGCAAGCCCGUGUGGUCUCAAAUCCUUUUUACCCAUCGCUGAAGUAAAU
Tachyglossus aculeatus (Australian echidna) is the source of this 1526-nucleotide messenger RNA. Its product is annotated as carcinoembryonic antigen-related cell adhesion molecule 16-like. The transcript is spliced from 9 exons. Lineage: Eukaryota; Metazoa; Chordata; Mammalia; Monotremata; Tachyglossidae. The record is from RefSeq and is a predicted model, not a curated record. Bases 100 to 1284 code for a protein of 394 amino acids.